AUGUCUACUACAAUGAUAAUUGAAAAGCUGCGAACUGAGCAAGAAAAUCCUAGAUCAGAUGAGUCACUUAGCCUUAGAGCUAAAAAAUCGUUUGCAAGAAGAAGGAAGGGUCCAGCUAAUGAUCUUUAUAAAACUUUGAUGAGCGAGAGAAUCCAAUCACGUGAUGUUGUUUCUAUUGAACAUGGGAAACCAAGGAACUCUGGGGGUCUACCAGUAUUUACUUUUAAAUCAGGUAGACAAUCUGCUCUUGAUAUAGUCGUUGAUGAAGAUACUCAAUACAGAGAUAAGAACCCAAUGGUGCAUUUUGAACAUGGAAUAAACUAUACAGUAAGACCAAGAUGUCCCAAAGUAUCAAUACCGAGAGCCGAAGAUAGUAAUGCCAAAGAAGACGAUGAAUCUGAAAAAGACGUUGACGAGCUGAUCUGCAGCGAGAUUGCAGAGGCGUUUGCAGACGAUCUGUUUACUCGAAGGCCGGUAUUCGACAAUAGAUGGAGUUGUGGAGGUGAAGACCAAGCUUCGAAUAAAUCUUUGCCCAUUCAUCACGAAAUUCCUCAACAUUCAAUGCAAAGAGAUUUAAGUGCUUCGACGUUACCUGUAUCUCAUACAAAUGAUAGUGUUGAUAACGCUGGUUUUCGUUUUCAACUCAAGCAAGAAACUGGGAAAUUGAAAUCUGAGAUAUUAGCAAGUGCUAAUGAUUCAAAUACCCUUGUUGGUAGUUAUCCGCCUGGUGUGGAAUCUACCAAUAAAUACAAUGGAAAUGGUAAUAAUAGUGGUAAAUAUUGGACAACAAACAAGGAUAUGCAAAGUAAAUGGAUUUCUGAAAAAAUUGGUAGGGGAUUACAAACGGUCAGAAGAUUUGCCCUUGAUCCUUAUGGAUCCAAGAGCAAACCAUUGUCAUCAAGGGUCAAAAGAGUAUGUUCAGAAGACGGAUUUCAAAGUAAAAGAUUGGAAAUUCUAAUCCAAGAUAAAUUUUCUAAAGCACCUCCGUUGGUCAAAAGAGUUAAUAGUACGGCUUCAAUACCCUCUCAUACCGGAUUAUCUGAUUAUCUGGAUAGUGUUAGGAAAUCACGUAAUGGGUAUCAUGAAGUUGCAUUAAAAUCCCUGGAGGAUAAAACAGUCAGAGAUGCUUUAUUAGCGGCAAAGAAGAAAAGCGAUAAGUUGUGGUCGCAAAGUGAGAAGUUAGAAUUUUUGGUCUAA
Messenger RNA from Zygosaccharomyces rouxii, 1197 nucleotides. RefSeq lists its product as uncharacterized. The record is from RefSeq and is a predicted model, not a curated record. The coding region runs from base 1 to 1197 and encodes 398 amino acids. NCBI's taxonomy places the organism in Eukaryota, Fungi, Ascomycota, Saccharomycetes, Saccharomycetales, Saccharomycetaceae. The transcript has a single exon.